GCAGCAGGCAUCAGCCCGGCCCCGCUUGAGCCCGCUCCGCGCUCCGCUCCGCUCCGCCAAACUUUUGCAGCCGCCGCCGCCGCCGGAGCCAAGCAGAAGCGCCUCUCCUCCGCCGCAGAGCAGCUGGGCGGCCAGGGCUGGAGGGGGCCGAGGUGCUGGGGGGCCCCCGAUCGCGGCGAUCUGCGCCCCACUAGCGACAGCCGGCCACGCUGCUCCGGGAGGAGCAGGAGGCGGCGGCGGCGGCGGCGUCGUCUGCGGGACUAGCAGCCUCCUCUCUGGGAAACGUGCUGCGGGGAGAGCGAGAGCGCCAGACGCCCAGGAGGCAGCAGCGCCAGGUGGGGGCUUCUGCCGCCGGCGGAGAGCUCGCCCGCCGGCCCGCCCGGACUUUCUGCUAGCCCCAGAUCAUAUAUAUAUUCACAGACAGACCACAGCCAAGACUUCAGCUGCCUUUGCCUGCUUCCCAUUCCUGGAUCCGUACCUCCAGACCCAGGGAGAAACAGGAGCUGAGAACGUCCUUAAACAGGAGUUGCCCUGAAGAGAGGGGUUCUGCCCCACGGACGGACAGGAGGAGCAGAUGGUGAGGCCGCAAGAAGGGCCGUGUAUUCUGACCUAAAGGCACGGAUCCGAAGGAGAUGGGGAUGGUGAGUCAAGGCCGGGUUAGCAGGUUUUGCUUGGCUGGCUUCUCCCUGACUCUCUCCGUGAUGACUGUGUGCUUCUGCCAAGACAUCGAGAAGGUGCCCCCAAGAAAGCCUCGGCAGGUCUCUGAGGACGACGGAGCCGGCAGCAGGGUGCCAGGGGUCUGGAGCGUCUGGGGGGCAUGGUCGGCCUGCUCUCAGCCCUGCGGCCUGGGGGUCUUGGAGAGGACUCGCAUGUGCCAGUCUCUCUAUCAACAAGUCCCCUGGGCUGGCAGGACUGAGUUGGCCCCUCAACAGGCCUACCCGCAGCAGCCCCCGUUCCAAGAAGACAGGCCCGCCGGCCCCUAUGCGGCCCGCCCAGCCUACCCACUUCACACGGACAGGAACGUCGGGCCUACCCUGCCCUUCCGUGGCGGCGGCAGCAGCAGCAGUUCGGUGCUCCCUCUACACAGCCAGCUGCCAUCGCCACUGGCCCCCCACAGCCCCCAGAAUCGGUACACCCGUCACGAGGACACCCCCCAAGAUGCUGCGGCCCCCCACUCCAACCGCAGGAAGGACCCGGCCUCCUCCGGCGACAUCGCUCAACUGCCAAGACCUCAGGGGGGCCAGCUGAGACGAGACAACCCACUCAGGCACGCGUUAUCUCAAAGGCCACCCCACUGGGACAACUCCGAUGCGGGCAAGGCGUCCUCCAGGCACAGCAGCUCAGUGCGGCCUCCGAUCCGCGACUCCAUCCCCUUGUUCAAGCCUGUGAGGCGGGACAGCCAUGAGGCAGGCCUCAGCCCUGACAGGCCCCGUCAUGGCAGCCAAGCAGACAGCGGCCCAUAUAGCCGGGCAGCAUCUCCAACGCUGGAGUCCCAGGCUGCCAAGAGGUCUCGGGUCCGAGAGUCUAUCAAGCCUGGCAAAUAUGGCUACGGGAGGGUGCCCUUUGCUUUGCCCCUCCACAGAGAUGUGGCUGAGGGGCCCCCGUCCCGCCUGAAGAGGCACCGCAGGGACCCAACCGGCGAGCCGCCGCCGCCUCCACCCCCACCCCCUCCUCUUUUUCCAGGCAGGAAGCAGAAGCGUAAAGCAGGCCGCACUUCCUCCCGUGAAGAGGCUUCCAGCCGAGAGAAGGAGCCGCCUGCCUCUGGGGCCAACCCUCGGAUCGUUCGCAAGCCAAAGACGCCUCUGCCAGCUGACGGUGCCGCUCAGCCCCAAAGACAAGCUCGUGAAGGGACGGAGGAUACGUCAGGGCAUGGCCACCAGGGGAGCAAUGGACAUGCCGUCCAUAGAGGGAUUCCCGAGGGAAAGCCUCACCCCACAGAGCCGGGAACAGCCGCAACGCUGAGAAGUGACUCCUCGGAGAAAGGAGGACAUGAUGGGAAGCUGGCAACAACGUCGGCAGGAUCCGAUGUCGGCGCUCACCGGCCAGGCUCUCCCACGGCAGCUGUGGAUCAGCCACCGCCGUGGCAGCAAACCCCAGAGCCCUCCCCAAGGCCCCACGCCACGCCUGAAGAGCAUCCCCACUCUGGGUCAGCAAGCAGCAGCUCCGUCUCCAUGGAGAAAGAGGCAGUGGAAGAUGGUGGCAUUUCCAUAGCAACGGUGAUACUUGCAUCUCCCGAGAUGCCCUCUACAGCUGGAAGCCGCCCCGCUCAGGCUCAAGGGAAAUUGCGCCUGACCCAUCAGGUCCUGAGGAACCACAGCUCUGCUCCCGAGCGGAAAGGACCCGGGAUGGGCAAGAGCCACCGAGGCACGCCAGAGCCACCUCGUCGGCCGGAGAGCAGCUCCAGGACCCAGCCGGACAGGGCAGGGCACGCCAACCGCCCUCCCUACGGGCAAGCCAGGUCCCGGAACCAGAGGCAGAAUGAGCCCCGGGUGGGCACUCAGUCAUCCCACAGCCUCUUUGUGGACCAGCCCGCGGCCCCCCGCCCAGCCCAGCCGGACAUUUGGCUGCUGCACCAAGGGAACCCCGUUCAGUUCCACGCAAGGGGGCAGAGGCCACGGACAGGAGCGCGCCCAGGAGCUGAGGUGCCCCAGUGGAAUCUGUACUACCCUGGCACAGAAACCUUCCACUGCAAGGGAGAAAGCAAACAGUUCAAGGCCUGCAGGCAAGAGCCCUGCCCAUCCGAUCGCCCUGAUCCCCGCGCAGUCCAGUGUGCUGCCUACAACAGCCAGGAGUUCAUGGGCCGCCUCUACCAGUGGGAGCCUUUCACCGAUGUGCGGGGCUCCCAGCGCUGUGAGCUGAACUGCCGCCCCAUUGGGUACCGCUUCUACGUGCGGCACACAGAGAAAGUGCAAGACGGGACUCCGUGCGAGGCUUCCUCCCAGGAGAUCUGCGUGGCCGGACAGUGCCUGACCCCAGGCUGUGACGGGAUCUUGGGUUCGAAUCGUACACUGGACAGCUGUGGGGUGUGCGGGGGAGACCACACCACAUGCAAGCUGGUGGUUGGCAACUUCAGCGACACGGACGUCCCCAUCGGCUACCACCGCAUUCUGGAGAUCCCAGUGGGAGCCACCCGGAUCCAGGUCAGGGAGAUGACUCGUAGCCCCAACUAUCUGGCCCUCCGGAGCCACAACGGCAAAUCAAUCAUCAACGGGAACUGGGCCGUGAACCCCCCUGGGCGCUACGAGGCGGCAGGCACGGUCUUCACGUACAGCCGGCCAGGGAGCGACAAGCGCGAGGGCGAGUCGCUGGCCGCAGAUGGACCCACCACGGAACCCAUAGAUGUGUAUAUGAUCUUCCAGCAAGACAAUCCUGGCGUCACUUACCAGUUCUUUCUGGCCUCGUCUCAGCCGGAACCUCCCGUUCCUGAUGUCCACAGCCCACGGCAGGACUUUGGUGCCCUGUCCAUGGUAUCCCCUGGUAACCAGAUGGAGCCCCCCACCGGCCACGUGCAUCAAGUGCCACCGGUGGAUACGUGGAACUUUGUUCCGGCUCAGGCUCCGGCCUCAUCCAGCCAAUCAGGAAGGAGCCGCCUUAUUGCCCCGCCUCCAGUCUCAUCCAGCCAAUCGGGAAGGAGCCCCGGCACGUUGCAACGAAACGUCCGUGUCCCGCCUACCCAGCACAACUCGGAAACGCCACAAGACUUCUACUGGAAACGGAUCGGCAACACGGAAUGCUCAGCCACCUGUGGGAAAGGUUUUUGGCAGUCGGUCUACCGUUGCAUUUCUCGGAUCUCUCACGAAGAGGUGGGCGAAGAGAAAUGCCGCCUCCAUCCCAAGCCCGUUGAAGCAGACGAGGCCUGCAACACCGACCCCUGCCCAGCCUACUGGGAUGUGGGCGAGUGGUCCGCCUGCAGCAAGUCGUGCGGCCUGGGCACCCGCCACCGCCAGGUCCUCUGUCGGCAGAUCUACGCCAACCGUAGUACCAUGGUGCACCCGCAGCGCUGCGGGCAGCUGGAGAAGCCCAACGCCACCCAAGAUUGCCAGGUGCAGGUCUGCAGCCACUGGGAGGUCCGCACCAACUGGAGCUCGUGCUCGGUCUUCUGUGGCCGGGGCCACCGGACACGCCACGUCCGUUGUGUCAGUAACCAGGGGGACCCACUGAGUGACAGCGACUGCCCGACCGGCCAGCGGCCCAAGACCAGCGAAGUGUGCGACAUGGGGCCAUGUGUCCGCACGUGGUUCUACAGCGAGUGGAGCAACACGUGCUCGGCUGAGUGUGGCACCGGGAUUCAGCGGCGCUCCGUGGUCUGUCUGUCCAGCAACCCCAACGGGCCCGUGGAGGAGAACUGUGCAGGCACCAAGCCGGCCGACAUGCGAGCGUGCAGCGGUGGGCCCUGUCAGCGGGUGACCCAUUGGUACAGGGGGCCUUGGAGUCCGUGCUCGGUGGACUGCGGCACCGGCACUCAGCGCCGUGACAUCAUUUGCGUCAGCAAGCUGGGCUUGGACUUCAAUGUGACGGAGCCCUCGGAGUGCGCCCACCUGGAGAAGCCCCCCUCCCUCCAGCCCUGCGUCGGGACCACCUGUGAGGCCCGCUGGUUCUCUACUGCGUGGAGCGCGUGCUCCCGGACUUGUGUGGGCGGCGUCCAGGUCCGCGAAGUCCAGUGCCUGACACAGAACAAAACUCUCAGCAGCCUCUGCCUGCCGGAUCUGAAGCCAGCCAAGAAGCGGCCCUGCAACUCCCAGCCCUGCAUCCCCGACCUUGGUAAGAAACGGCGACCCGAGCCAGGAGCCCUAAACUGGAGUUGGGAUCGGGAGAUGAGAACUGCAGAGACAACUACCACAACUGUCCAGUGAUCGUGCAGGCCCGCCUCUGCGUCUACUCAUACUACAAGGCCGUCUGCUGUGCCUCCUGCACACACGCGCUGGAAAGACGCCACAUCCGACCGAGCCGGUAGUGCCGGCUGCCAAGGGGCGUCUGGGCUUGCGCCCUUGCUGGGCUGGGGACGGGGCGGAUGGCCUGCAAGGGCCCUGAUUUGUCCGCGAGUCUUCCUGCCCCUCCACAGCAGCAGCGGACAGGGAGGGAGACCCUAACGAGACAUUUCCAAAAGGAGCAGAAGGGAUUUGAACUCCAGGCUGAGAUCCCGCCGGCAUCCCGUACUGUACCCUUGCUGGAGGGUGUUUCCUGUACUGUGCUCAGUAUUCCGGGGGGGAAAUCCCCGCCUUCCUGCGAAUGAGCUAGGCAGGGCUAUGGGCUGGGCAGCUGGGCAUCCUUUGCGAAUCAGCCUCCUUUCAAGGGGGCAGUAGCGCAAAUCAGCCACGGGUCGCUGUGUGCAAACGUUCUAGCAAAGCCGGAGCUCCGACGACGACGACUUCGGCUUGAGCCAAGCUGUGCGACGCAGACCUUUGAAACCCCAAAGCUUCUCAGCCUUUGCAUCCAGCCAAGAAUCUCCCGCCCUCCCUGCGGGUGCAUCGCUGAUGCUUCCCCCUCCUUUCCUCCGGUCUCCUUUGAGGUGUUCACUCAGCUUCUGACUGGCUGCACAGAGGUGACAUUUCCACCUGUGAAACGCUGGCGGCUGCCUUAGCGUGAUGCUAGCGACCAUUCCGCUGGAGAGAUUAUAUUGGGUUAUAUUGGCUUUGUUGGCACAGUAGCCAUAUUUUGGGAGGAGAGAGCUCGGGGAGCAUGUGUGGGGGACAGGGUAGCUUUAUUUUUUAUGUGUGCAAAAAAGCAUUGGUGCCCUGUGAAGCCGUCCACAGGACACCGGCUGGAGGUGCAGACCAUUUCCCUGCAAAAGCCACCUCUUGUGUGGUGCAGACAUCACCACGCUGGGAGGUGGAGGAGAGCAGUCUCAACCGGCUUUCCUUGCCCAGACUGUGAAAUCGACCUGCUUCUGCCCGUCCUACCUACACGGUCAGUGGGUGGAGGGCAAAAGGGUGCUGCAGUUCCACUACCUGGCCUGCUAGAAGGCAGCACUGAAUGUGAACCCUGGUUCGGGUCUGAAAACGGAAAACAUAUUUUAAAAGUUAUUGGUGCUCUUGGUGUGGACCAGUGGGAAGCUAAAUGGUUAGAGGUGGGGCUGGGUGAGCAGACGCCCACCUUCUGGCCUUCAGAGCCAUUGUGUCCAAACUUCCUACCUUCAGGGAAGUGACUGCAAGGCUGUCCUUACAGAGCCCUGGCAGGUUGCAGGGCCUGGGGCAAAUCAGCCAGUGUGGGGCCCACUUGCAGUUAAUUUGGGUGGGGAUUAAAAUAGCAGGGUCUGGGGCGCUCACCCUUCUUGCCAUGGCCCAAGGACAGCCCCCCAUAUUGGCUUGUUGCCGGAGGAACACCUGGGACUAGUCUGCCAUGGAACCUUUCCCCGUUGCAAAGGAUUCCGGGAGCAUUUAAAGUGUAUCUCAGGAAUUACUCAGAAUGCAGCCAGCGGGAAGGGAGUCCAUUCGAGCUCUUAAACGCCAGCUUCCCAUUCCAGUUGGUUUUGUGUGUGCAAGGUGGAAGGUUGCCAACGAUUUUUUUUUUUUUUAAUGAAUCCCGCUCUUAUGAUUUCAGCAGUGGCAUGUUUUAUGCUACUCUAGGUGCCUUGAGAUUCCCCUGCUGAUUUCUUGUGUGCGGAGCUGCAGUUAAAGGCACUAAAGGAGGCCAGACAAUUUGAUGGCAAGCCAGCAACCUUAAUACAAUCAAGGGUUGUUUUGGAUUGCUAAAUGACUUGAAAAUGUUGUCCCGGUCUGCUCCCGCGCCUUUAACAGCAGGUUGGCCUGUAGAAAGCCACAGGUGAAGUUUUUCAGGGCACAGCCAUAAAUGUGACUGCAGGUGAACAUCUGCAGAUCAUUCUGCUGUUAAAGGCACAGGAGGAGCGCCCAGGAAAAGUUGGCAACCCUCAUAUCUACAAAUCAGAACAUAUUGUCUGCCCUUCUUAGCAGCUUAAAUUCACACUUUUUAAAAUGAAUAUUUGCACACUGCUUUUCAACAGUAUAUGAAAAAGUAUAUAUAAAUAAGAUCUUAUAUAAAUAAGAAGGCUCCCUGUCCCCAAAAGGCUCGCAAUCUUCGUCUUUUUUUAAGUAGACACCAGCAAUAGCCACUGGAGGGAUGAAAUGCUGGGGUUGGAUAGGGCCAGUUGCUCUGCCCCUGCUAAAGAGAAGAGAACCACCGCUUUGAAAGGUGGUAAAGGAAGGGAAAAAAGCUGGCAGCGCUGUUUUGAAAUGUGCCCAGAAACGACGUUCUUACCCUGAAGCCAUUCAGCCUCAGGCUUUUUCGGGGCCUGACAGUCCGGUGGGUACUGCAGUUAAUGUUGGGGAGUGCUUUCCAGGCAGGCAUGUUCCUCAGGGCUUCUCAAACCUGGGUCCCCAACGACAACUCCCAUCAUCCCCUUCAGCUGCUGUGGCUGAAGAAUUGAUGGGAGUUGUAGUCCAACCACACCUGGGGACCCAAGAUCGAGAAUUCCAGCCUUAAUUGUGUGUGUGUUGGGGGUGGGGGCUGCCGGGCACUCCAUCUGCCACCCGCAACGGCUCCUCCUCCUCAGACUGCUAUGACAUGUCAGGAUUAGUUGCCACCCUGUGCCACAAACAUAGGAAGCUGCCAUAUACAGAGUCAGACCAUUGGUCUAUCGAGCUCAGUACUGUUCACACAGACUGGCAGCAGCUUCUCUGAGGUUGCAGGCAGGAGUCUCUCUCAGCCCUGUCUUGGAGAUGCUGCCAGGGAGGGGACUCGGAACCUUCUGCCUGCAAGCAGAAAUGUCUUCUUUCCAGCAGAAAUGCCACGGGUGGAGGCUUCCCCCAGUUGUUCCAUCUACUUGACGCAAAAGACACAGAGUGAUGGGGAAAACGUUACCUGCCGAAUUUCAGCCUGCCAUACAAUUGCUUAAAGGCCGAGGUCCCUUGCUAGGAAAGAAAGGAGGCAACUUUAUGUUGUUCAAUAGACCAGAUGGCAGAACGGGCCCAAACCAAAUCCGCACGGCAGAACAAUAUACGGUCUGGCUGUAUCCCAAUCCUGAGGGGGCUCUUUACCUUUAAGAAUGACUAAGGAGGAAAAUUCAACCCAGUGUGCUUUCUUCAGUAAUUGCACCUGUUGAAUUUCUGCCUUCUCGGCCACUCUUAAAGGUACAGGGGCCAUCUUUGCCGCUGAACUUGGCAAGGCCCUGGAUGGCAAAGGAGCCAGAAGAAACAAAAAGGACAAAAAAAAUUAUACUAAAGACAUUUUAUAGAAAUGAUUCAGAGCACCCAGAGUAUACAAAUAAAUAUAUAGAAUAUAUAUAAAUCUCUAUGAUAAAGCUUUUUUGUGUCCUCUUCCCCCCCUCCCACUUUUUUUGUCCAAAUCUAAUUUAUUUUUAUUAAAGAUUAUUUGAUGGUUAUGUGUGGGUUUUCUUUCCUCCUCUGCCUGGGUUGUCAACUGACCAAAAUAAAAUAAAAAACAACAA
Messenger RNA from Hemicordylus capensis (graceful crag lizard), 8404 nucleotides. It is a transcript of the gene ADAMTSL4, whose product is annotated as ADAMTS like 4. Gene Ontology annotation, cellular component: extracellular matrix. The record is from RefSeq and is a predicted model, not a curated record. The coding region runs from base 633 to 4853 and encodes 1406 amino acids. Gene Ontology annotation, biological process: extracellular matrix organization. The transcript has 19 exons. Gene Ontology annotation, molecular function: metalloendopeptidase activity. Lineage: Eukaryota; Metazoa; Chordata; Lepidosauria; Squamata; Cordylidae.